Molecule: messenger RNA, 1133 nt
Organism: Bolinopsis microptera
Lineage: Eukaryota; Metazoa; Ctenophora; Tentaculata; Lobata; Bolinopsidae
Exons: 7
Coding region: 20-994 (324 amino acids)
Source: RefSeq, a predicted model, not a curated record
AUAUAGGCAAUAUCUCAUCAUGAGGGCUAUCAUCUUCCUUGCCAUUGUUGGCGUUGCAUUCGGAAAUCUCUGCCAGGGAGUUGAUAAAAAUGAUAUCAAUGCUGCAUUUGCUACUGCUCGUGUAGGAUCUCUAGCUAUCUUCGGAAAAUCCUGCCCUGGAUUUGAUUUUGAUACUGUUGCCUUUUCCGAUGAAUGCAGAUCUCUCGUCAGACAAGCCACUUGCUACGGACUCAAUGCUGCCAGCCACUACGACUCAGAUGUUGUCAGCUACAAACAAUUGGCUGUUGAUGUACCCAACAUGGAGAAACUCGGCAACCUUGCUUGCGAACAGGCCCGUGGAUGUUUCCUUCAAGUCAGCGCCGCUAUGGAGGCAUGCGAAGCUGAAAAUGUUGACUUCGUACAAGAUACCAUCGAUGCUGCCGAGAUAGCCUACAAAGACAGAUUUGAAGACAAAGUUGCAAAAUUCGCAAAAGCUAGCAAAGGUUCUCUCCUCGGAGACCUCGCAUCCAUGGCUAUUGACCGAUUCUCCAGUGCUGACGAUAUCCAAGACUUCAUUGAGGAGCACCUCACCAAGGGUGUCAAAUCUGAUGCCUCUGCUGCCGCCGAAGAAGCUCAAGCUCUCGCCAAGGGAUGGUGUGAUGAUGGAUGUACCAGCGAUACUGCCAGUUUCCUCAGGGGUAUCUUCAGGCACAUGAACAAUCGUAAAUGUGAUGAUGCCUCUGAAUUCUGCGGUGAAUGCCAGUCCCGUGCUGCAUCCUACUUCGCCAGGAACCAGCUACCAUGUUGUAUCGAGAAGGUUGUCCGAAGGGGAAUUGUGGCUUACGACUACGUUAUCGCUAACUACAGCGAUGCCCUUGAAUCAUAUGGAGCUGCUGUCAAAGGUGGUCUAAGUGUAAGUGGUCUUGCUGAGGCUGAGGCAAUCAGAGAUAGAGUUGUCGAAGAGUUCAGCUGUGUCAGCGAAGUUUACUCUGCUAACAGACCAGAAUGCGUAUAAAGUCUUCUCGACAAAAUCCCUGGUCAUAAAGACAUGUGGAAUAAAUUAACACCAUUUUUGAUAACGGACUGGUAUUUCAUCUUCAGAUGUAUUUUAUAGUGCUGAUGUAAUAUUAUUACUCACCUAACGCAUUUCAUAA